GUCUGAAGGGUGCUGGGCGGAGCCAGGCUAGGUGCCAAACAGGCUGCUGGUCAUGAGGGGCUGCUCCGCAGUUCCGCUGGGGAAGGACAGAGACUGACAUGGAGCAGGGGAAGGGCCUGGCUGGCCUUAUCCUGGUGGUCAUUCUUCUCCAAGGUUCCAAGGCCCAGAAUAAACAAGAGGACGAUUUGAUAACAGUGGAUGACAAACGAGAAGAUGGUUCUGUACUUCUGAUUUGUAACUUGAAAGGCAAAAAUAUCAAAUGGUUUAAAGAUGGGAAUAUGAUAAAUUCCACAAAUUCAAAUAAGAACACAUGGAAUCUGGGAAGUAGUACCAAGGACCCUCAAGGAAUAUAUCAGUGUCAAGAAACAAACAAAUUUUCAGGCUCACUCCAAGUGUAUUACAGAAUGUGUCAGAACUGCAUUGAACUGAGUCCAGCCACCAUAUCGGGCUUUGUCUUUGUUGAAAUCAUCAGCACUUUCUUCCUUGCCAUUGGGGCCUACUUCAUUGCUGGACAGGAUGGAGUUCGCCACUCAAGAGCUUCAGACAAGCAAACUCUGCUUCCCAAUGACCAGCUCUAUCAGCCCCUCAAGGAUCGGGAAGAUGACCAAUACAGUCACCUUCAAGGAAACCAGCUGAAGAAGAACUGAGCUCAGGACUCAGAGUAGGUGUUCUCCCUUCUAUCCAGUUCUCAAAAUCAAAACAAUAUAUUUCGGAGCGCUCCCAACAGAGAUAUUUUUUAGCCCUAAGCCCAGUGUCAAAUUUCACAGAGGUGACAAAUGGUGAAGUGCUGUCAGAGAAAAUUUUAGGUUUUUUUCUCAAAAUAAAAUGAAAGAGCUGAGGUUGCUGGUUUGUGAUAGAGCACUGGUCUAGCCUAUGUGAAACCCUGAGUUCCAUCCUCAGCGGGUGGGGGUGGUGGGUGGGGUUGGUUUUACAGCAUGGUGUUUCAGGAGUGCCACCUACUGGGGAAAAUUGUAAAAAUAAAAAUAAAAAGAUCAAAUAACCCAUUUGAAUAGAUUUUUCAAUUUUAAUUUGUAUUGUUUUUGCAUAGGUAAUAAUUCACGUGGUUCAAACAUGCAGUAAAAGGUGUCCCUCUUUCUCCAUUCUUAGCCACCCAGUUGCUUCUCCAGAGACAAACUAAUUUCUUAUACAUCUUCCUGGAAG
Fukomys damarensis (Damara mole-rat) is the source of this 1161-nucleotide messenger RNA. RefSeq names its product CD3g molecule (gene Cd3g). Lineage: Eukaryota; Metazoa; Chordata; Mammalia; Rodentia; Bathyergidae. The transcript is spliced from 7 exons. Gene Ontology annotation, molecular function: transmembrane signaling receptor activity. The record is from RefSeq and is a predicted model, not a curated record. Gene Ontology annotation, biological process: cell surface receptor signaling pathway; positive thymic T cell selection. Gene Ontology annotation, cellular component: alpha-beta T cell receptor complex; external side of plasma membrane; membrane. Bases 99 to 647 code for a protein of 182 amino acids.